UACAUUGUUCUAAAAUUUUCAUGAGAAAAUUUAACCUUUCUAUCGUAUUCUCUGUAGCUAUGUCGAGAUAAACACGUGUAUUAUAUUGGAAUAAUCGUAUAAACUUUAACAGUUAGUCAAAAUGCAGCAUGAUGAUGUUGUGUGGAGUAUAAUCAAUAAAUCUUUCUGUUCGUUUAAAGUGAACACCAAAACUCAGAGGUUUUGUAGAAAUGAAUACAAUCUCACUGGAUUGUGUAGUCGGGCAUCGUGUCCUCUUGCGAACAGCCAAUACGCAACUAUCAGAGAAGAGAAUGGUAUUAUUUAUUUGUACAUGAGAACCGCGGAAAGAGUACAUUUUCCUAAGAAUAUGUGGGAGAAGGUAAAACUUUCUAGGAAUUUUGAGAAAGCUAUUUAUCAAAUCAAUGAAAAUUUAUUGUACUGGCCAGGUUUUAUUAAAGCGAAAUGCAAACAGAGAUUUCUUAAAAUAACACAGUAUCUUAUACGUAUGAGAAAGCUUAGAUUAAGAAGACAAAAAAAAAUAGUACCGCUUUCUAGAAAAAUUGAAAGGCGUGAAAGACGUAGAGAAGAGAAGGCUCUUGUCGCUGCGAGAGUGGAAAAUGUUAUCGAGAAGGAACUUAUGGAAAGAUUGAAACAAGGAGUGUACAACGACAUUUACAAUUUCCCGCAAAAAGUAUUCGAUAAAGCCGUGGAGGCUGUAGAAGUGGAGAGCGAAGCAGAAAGCGAAAGGGAAUACGAGGAAGAAGAAAAUAUUGAAAAGGAAGUAGAAAUGGAAUUGGAAGGAGAUGAAAGGAAAACUACAGUUAACGGACCACGAUACAUAGAAGCAGAGAGCGAAGAGGACGAAGAUGACGAAGAAGAAUACGAAAUAGACGAUGAUCAAGAUAGUGACUCUGGUCAAAGAGAGGAAAUUGAGUUAUCCGAUAGUUUUGAAUCAGAAACCAGCGAUAUCGAGGAUAUCGUACCGUCGACAAGCAAGAAAAAAUUGUCUAAAAUUAAAGAUAAGAAAGGUAAAACGAAGAAAAAGUUACGGCCAAGAGUUGAGAUCGAAUACGAGAUCGAGGAGGAACCUGCUGUACGACAAAAAUCGUAGAUUAAUGUUAAAUAAAAAAAACUAUAUUUUCAAUAAA
This is a messenger RNA of Vespula vulgaris, 1127 nucleotides long. It is a transcript of the gene Rbm13, whose product is annotated as protein MAK16 homolog. Gene Ontology annotation, cellular component: preribosome, large subunit precursor; nucleolus. The transcript has 7 exons. The coding region runs from base 122 to 1090 and encodes 322 amino acids. The record is from RefSeq and is a predicted model, not a curated record. NCBI's taxonomy places the organism in Eukaryota, Metazoa, Arthropoda, Insecta, Hymenoptera, Vespidae. Gene Ontology annotation, biological process: maturation of 5.8S rRNA; maturation of LSU-rRNA.